This is a messenger RNA of Cyprinodon tularosa, 8279 nucleotides long. RefSeq names its product polycystic kidney disease protein 1-like 2. The record is from RefSeq and is a predicted model, not a curated record. Lineage: Eukaryota; Metazoa; Chordata; Actinopteri; Cyprinodontiformes; Cyprinodontidae. The transcript has 41 exons. Gene Ontology annotation, cellular component: membrane. Gene Ontology annotation, molecular function: protein binding; carbohydrate binding; calcium channel activity. Gene Ontology annotation, biological process: detection of mechanical stimulus. The coding region runs from base 83 to 7615 and encodes 2510 amino acids.
GAGAGGAGAGCUGCUCUAAAUCCUGAAGAACUUGAAUUGAGAAGCAGAAGAUAAGUUUGGGAUUGAUAAAGUGAGAAUAGAUAUGAUGUGCAGGGCAGUUCUGCACAUGCUGAUCCUGCUGACAUCCCACUGUCAAUCUUCUGUUGAGAAUGAUGCUGGGGUUACAGCUUCCUGUUCACAGGACCAGAGGACAUUUCGAGGUUCAUGCUUUGAGUUUGUAGUUCAGCAGCUCUCUUUUCACAGAGCUCAAGAUUGGUGUGAGAAGAGUGGUGGACAUCUCGCAUACAUCCCAGAUAUAGAAACUCAAAAUUUCCUUGAGAGACACAUGGACUCUGAAAAAGACCUGUGGCUUGGACUGACACCAACCUGCUCCCUAAAAUGGUCUGUAAAUGCUGCAGCUCCUUCUUUCUCUUGGCUCGAUGGUUCACCUCUCACCUUUUCAAAAUGGGUGAGAAGCCCACAGCCUGGCACAACUUGUGGACACAUACUGAGACGCUCAGGCUUUCGGUGGGAAGCCACAGAAGACUGCAACCAAAACAUGCAUUUCAUCUGUCAGUUUGAACCUGGAAGAAGAAUUGUAUGUUUGGGUCACAACACCACUCUGCAGUGCGGCUCUGGUCAAGCAUUAAUGAUAGACGGGGCUCUCUUUGGUCGGGGCAACAUUCAUUAUUGUCGUCCCAGGUUCUCCACACCAACCUUCACAGAGCAUAGGUGCAGCUGGGUGGAUGUCGCAGCCUCCAUUAAAGAUCAAUGUCAAGAGCGUCAAUUCUGCAGGAUCAGUGAAGUUAUGAGCUCAUUUGAUGACCUCUGUCCUGAUCUAAAGAGCUACCUGACUGUGGACUACCACUGCAGAGAAGUGAUCACAUUGUCACUUCCUGUUGUCGCUGCUGUUUAUGAGGACAUCAAAAUUAAAUGGCAUGUAUUAUCACCAAGGGGAAACUGCAAGUUAAAGACUGGAGAUGGACACAUAUAUCAUCUGCAUAAUCAGUUGAAGAGCAGCCUCGUGCAUAAAUACACUCAUCCAAGUGCAUUUGUUGUGGAGCUUGAAUGCACUGACAGUGAAAUACACAUUAUGGCCCAAGAGAUAAUUACAGUUGAAGAGCCUGUUGCAGAGAUUGGUGCCAUCAAAUGCUUUGUUGGAAAUUUGUCUUUUCAUGAAACUGACUGCAGAGCCCUGUAUGGAGGAGCAUUUCAAAUUCAAAUAAAAGUCAAAGCAGGAACAAACGUGGCCUACAGAAUACAAAACAAUGAUAAGCUGCUGGCUGAUUUGCAUGUUGUACAAGGAAAUGUUCCCCAGAACAUCACACUGAGUCCUGAGGCAGUGAAGCAGCUUGGCCCUGGCUGCCACAAGCUGAAGCUUUUUGCAUCGAACUUGGUGACUUUUCCAGACGUUUCUACAAACCUUCAGGUUUGUGUUUUAGAGAAACUAGCUGGACUUCAGGCCACCUUGCUGAACGAGGCGAAAGAUUGCUUUGGCUCUACAUGCAUUACUCUUGGAGUUUCUCUUAACCGCGGUGAGCCUGCUCUGCUCUUCUUCUCACUGACUGGAAAAAAUGGGACGUUUUCGGAAACUAAAGAAAUGAAAAGAAGGAGAGAAGUUUUUCAGUUCGGUUACCCACUUGAAGGAAAUGUACAGAUGAAGAUUAAAGCAUGUAAUGCCUUUUCCUGCCUUGAAGAGGAAAUGUUUGGCUCUUGUGAUGAGAACUUGAUAGUGAAGCUAAAGAGUCCUUUUGAGCAUUCAUUACGCCUUACCAAGAAUAUGAUAAACAAGCACGCAAGGGUUGUGAGAUCUCCGGCUAAAAUCUCUGCAGAUCCUUCAAAUUCAGCAAAUCGGCCAGAUGCAACUAUUACUCUGUCGGUUGAGGAAAAAGGGGAUAUGAAACAAGCCGAUGAAUAUCGGUGGAGCUGCAGAGAUAAUUGUAAAUGUGAAGCUGAGUCAACAGAACUUGAACAAACCAUUCAAGGAAACUGUCUGCCAGAUCCUUUUCACUUUGACAGUUAUUCGUUUGAGUAUAGAAAAAACAAUGAUAACUGGAAAGGGACAUCCACAUGCAUCACCCUCAAACCAACCUCAGAUGAAUCGAAUCAAGUCAGUAUCAGCUGCAUUGAGAACUGUGACCCAAUCAACACAUCCAUGGACACAAAAGUAAAAAUGGAGUGCAGUUCGUGUUCGGAUAUUGUGUGGUACAUUGAGGAAAUAACAGGCCACGAGCCAGAGGGUCCUACAAGGGAUUGCUACAGAGAAGCAAAUCAAAAACCACUCCGUAACAAACAGGAACAAAAUCCUGAAUAUGCUAUUCCCCAAAGUGAUAUUCACUAUGCAUCAGACAAAAGAAAGGAUAUAACUGUUGUAUUAAUUUAUUCAUUGAAUAAUAACUUACGUUAUAAAAAGUACAUCCUAGACCCAACUCCAUCGUCUGAGUCUGCGGCAGCUACAUCUGCUGCUGGAGGGUCAGCUACGUCUGCUGCUGGAGCGGCAGCUACGUCUGCGGCAGCUACAUCUGCUGCCGGAGGGUCAGCUACGUCUGCUGCUGGAGCGGCAGCUACGUCUGCGGCAGCUACAUCUGCUGCCGGAGGGUCAGCUACGUCUGCUGCUGGAGCGGCAGCUACGUCUGCGGCAGCUACAUCUGCUGCCGGAGGGUCAGCUACGUCUGCUGCUGGAGCGGCAGCUACGUCUGCGGCAGCUACAUCUGCUGCCGGAGGGUCAGCUACCACUGCUGCCGGAGCGGCAGCUACGUCUGCUGCCGGAGCGGCAGCUUCGUCUGCGGCAGCUACGUCUGCUGCCACAGCGGCAGCUAUAUCUUCUGUGAUACCAUCGACUUCAGCCUUAACCUCAGUGAAUGAUCUGGAUUCUGAAGUACAGGAGGCUGUGGAAAAGAUAAAGAAUGAAGGUCUAUCAGGAGACACUAUUGGAAAAAUGUUAAAUUCUGUGUGUGAAAAGCUUAACAGCCAAACUGAUGAAUCAGAAAAAGAAGAUCGAAAAGAGCUGAGAGAGAAGAUGAUUGAUUUGCUGAUUGAUACAAUAGAGGAAUCUCCUUUAAAAAUUCCAGAAGAGGCUCACGUGGUAGCCAGAGUGCUUAUCUGUCUUAUCCAGAAAGGCGAUGAACUCAGUUUAUCUGCACAGAUUGAUGCUGCUGCAUUGUUUGCUAACAUCAGCCAAUCUCUCCUGGAUAUGAAUGUGAGCACAGCUGAAGACAAGGAAGCAUUUCUCUCUGCAGCAACGGCCAUAGUGGAAGGAGCAAGCAAGAUGUUUGAGUAUUCUUCCAGCAAAAACAUCUCUGAUGCUCUGCUUAAUGCUCUCAACUUUACACAAAGUGGUUUGUUGAAAACAAUGAAGAUUAACGAAGACCCGAUUAUAAUACAACAACCUCACAUUAAUCUACUAGUUAAAAGAGUGACACAUGAAAGUUUACACACAGAGCCCAUAAGUGCCAACUCCAGUUCUCAGCCCUCAUUUUCUCUGCCUCAACUGGCUUCUGACAUGUUUCCCUCAGAGGAACCAGUGGAUGUUCGAAUGCUGAGUUUAGAUAUAAACCCCUUUUCUUGGAACGAGAAAGGAAACAUCAGUGGCCUAAUAGGUGGUCUGUCCCUCACAAGACAAGAUGGAUCCGGUAUCCCUGUGGAGAACUUAAGUGAAGAUAUUGAGAUUCUUCUGCCAAGACCUUCUGCUGAACAAGUUAACUCCUCUGUUUUGGAUCUUGGUAACUACAGCACAGCAGCCAUUGAGGUUCCUUCAAAUGACUAUACUCUUCUUUUAAAGAUGGUGCCUUCAGAAGAUCCUCUACCCUUUAAACUUUUCCUUGGUUACAUGGAUUAUCCCACUGACACCAAUUAUGUAGCAAUGACCGAGAUGCCUCUUCCAGGAACAACUGAAGAAGAAAGAUAUACAUGGCUACUUAGCCCUACAACUUUUCAGGGAAACACUGGGUUACAUUAUCUGGUGGUUAAACCAAUUGUUGGUCCAGGUAUAAAAUCUAUCAAUGCCACAUUAUCUAUUACCCCCAUCACAUCCUCAUGCAAAUUUUGGAAUGAAACUCUGUUGGACUGGGAGGAUUCUGGCUGCAGAGUAAGGAUAAUCAUUUAUUAUAAAGAGACAGCUUUUAGCAUUCUUUAUGAUAGUAAAAAUUGUUUGUUCUUCAAGGUUGGUGUGAAGACCACAAAUUUAGUCACCCAGUGUCUCUGCAAUCACCUCACAUUUUUUGGGAGCUCUUUUUUUGUGACUCCGAAUCUUGUCGAUCCUUCACGCACUGCUGAGCUUUUUGCAACCUUUGCUGAGAAUCCCGUGGUCGUGUGCUUUGUCGGGGCUCUGUUUGCGACCUACCUCCUUGCGGUUGUGUUGGCACGAAGAAAAGACAUUAAAGACACAGUCAAGGUGAAGGGAACAGUUCUUGAGGACAACGACCCUACGGAUACUUACCGCUAUCUGUUGUGUGUUUGCACUGGGCAUCGAAUGGGAGCCUCCACAUCUUCUCAGGUUAUAGUCACUCUCCUUGGCGCAGACGGAAACAGUAAGCCUCACCACCUGACUGAUCCAAAGAAGCCUGUGUUUGAAAGGGGAGCAGUGGAUUUGUUCCUGCUGACUACACCCUCCUGUUUGGGUGAGCUGCAGGGCAUCAGACUGUGGCACAACAAUUCUGGGAGUCAUCCUGCUUGGUUUGUUGGCAACAUCCUGGUUCAGGAUUUACAGACAGAAGAGAAAUGGUACUUUCUAUGCAAUUCCUGGCUUGCAAUAGACAUGGGUGAUUGCUGUCUAGAUAAACUCUUCCCUGUUUCCACGGAGAUGGACCUGAAGAAAUUCAGUAAUUUGUUCUUCAUGAAAACGGCAAAGGAUUUUAGUGAUGGUCACCUUUGGUACUCUGUGAUCAGUCGACCACCAAGCAGCACCUUCACCUGUGUACAAAGAGUGUCCUGCUGUUUCUCCCUGCUGCUCUGCACCAUGUUGACCAGCAUCAUGUUUUACGGAAUCCCAACAGACCCCUCCGACCAGGUCAUGGAUUUGGGUCACUUUGAGUUCACCUGGCAGCAGUUCAUGAUUGGGGUCCAGAGUUCCCUCAUCAUGUUUCCCAUAAAUAUCCUCAUAGUCAGCGUCUUCAGAAACACUCGUCCUCGAGAGACUCGCCUCCAGAAAAAGAGUGGUGUCCACACGGUUUCUCUGCAAGUGACAAGCACCAACAGCAACGAUGAAAGCUCCACUAUGGACAUCCUCAUAAAAGAUAUUGCAAGAAUCCUUCAAUCACUCUCUGAGACAACCAAAUACACAGACCCAUCCAACAAGUCUGGUCCCGGAAAAGAAAGUGACAUUAAUACUGUUCUUGCAGAGGUGGAAGAAUUACUCAAACAGAAUACCAAAUGCAGCAAUGACACCAAGACAGUGACACCGUCUCAACUAUCUGCUGACGACAUUCAAAAGAAGAGCAACAAAACCCAGCAUCUGUACAGACAAAUAUGUCACCUUGAAGAGCAGCUGAGUGUGGAAGCCCCGUCCAGCUUCUCUAGUCCAUACAGUUUGGAUAAGGCUCAGCACCAGAUCCAGGGGGUGAAGAGCCUCCUUGAACAACAGCUUUUCACAUCCAGCCAUGUGGAUCAAAAUGAACCCAUACAUGAGAAGUCUAAUCCUGAGCAUGGCAUAUCAAGUGAUGGCGGUCAGAAAAAAAAGCAGCAGCGUAAGGGUUUGCUACCCUGGUGGUUUAUCUUUGUUGGCUGGCUGCUGAUAAUUGGAACCAGUUUUGUAUCAGGAUAUUUCACAAUGCUGUAUGGACUUAAAUUUGGGAAGGAGCGUUCCAUCAGCUGGUUGGUAUCCAUGGUUGUGUCCUUCUUUCAAAGUCUUCUCUUUAUUCAGCCACUGAAGGUAAUAUGCUUUGCAGUUUUUUUUGCACUUGUAAUAAAAAAAGUUGAUGAAGAAGAUUUUCAAAAUGUGGCAUUUGAAAGAAGUGAAAGAAAAUCUGGUAAUCAACAAACAAACCAGUGGGGUUACCAGCUCUACGAUCCACCUCCUCCUGCAGACAUUGAGAGAAUGAAGAGGAACAAGAUCAUGGAACAGAAGGCAUUUGCUUUGCUUACUGAAAUUUUUGUUUACAUAGGUUUCAUGUGGAUGCUACUGCUGGUGGCCUACGGUCAGAAAGAUGGCAAUGCUUUUUUGCUGAAACGACACAUUAGAAAUAGCUUCAGUAAAGGUGUCCAGAACAGCAUGACUCUCCAGGAUGUGUUUACAUGGGCUAACACCACUUUACUGAAAAACCUUUUUGGGUCGUACCCAGGAUUUAUCACAGAUGGAAACUCCAAGCUCGUAGGAAAUGCCCGUCUUCGUCAAUUAAGAGUUCAGCAGAACUCGUGUCAGAUUGCAAGUCUCAUGAUUGGAUUAGUGCCAGACUGUGAUGCCCUAUAUUCAUCUGAGAUAGAGGAUGUGGGGUCUUACGGAUCUGCCUGGAAUCACUCUGUUAAGGAUAAUAUUUCAACAAGUGCCUUGUCUCAAUGGAUGUACCAGACUGAAGCCCAGCUCAGGGCUAGACCUUUCUGGGGGAGACUGGUGCUCUAUAGAGGAGGGGGCUUUGUGGCUGAGCUUGGCCCAAUGUUUCAAAAUGCCAGCAGAACGCUUGAGUAUCUUUUCCGCAAUAAAUGGCUUGAUAAGUACACAAGGGCAAUCUUUGUUGAGUUCACCGUUUACAAUGCAAAUGUAAACCUCUUCUGCAUCAUCACACUCUUGAUGGAGACCUCAGCAGUUGGAGCAUUUCAGUUCUACACUGAUCUGCAGACUAUUCGUCUCUACCCGUCAACAGGGGGACUUUACCUCUUUGUUAUGGCUGCUGAGAUAAUUUACAUGCUUUUCAUUCUCUAUUAUAUGUUCAAGCAGGCCAAAUUAUUGAAGCAACAGCGGUGGGUUUAUUUCAAGAACAAGUGGAACCUUCUGGAGCUGAGUAUCAUCCUGCUAAGCUGGAGUGCUGUGGGAGUGUUCAUUCAAAGGACCUUGCUCGGAAACCGUGAUUUGACUUACUACCAAAACCACAAAGACCAAUUUGCCAGUUUUUAUGAGACAGCUAUAGCUGAUUCAACGCUUCAGUAUCUGAUUGCCUUCAUUGUCCUUCUAUCCACUGUCAAACUGUGGCACCUUCUCCGACUAAACCCCAAGAUGAACCUGAUCACGGCUGCCCUGCGUCGAGCAUGGAAUGACAUAUCAAGUUUUCUACUGAUCAUUGUGAUCGCGUUAGUGGCAUAUUCAGUUGCAAGCAAUGUGAUUUAUGGCUGGAAGAUUUCAUCCUACAGAACCUUUAUAGAUUCUCUUUUGACCAUCAUCAGGCUGCAGAUCGGCAUAUUUAACUAUAAUGAGAUUUUGGAGAGUCACCCUGUGCUUGGAGGAUUGCUGUUCGGUUCCUGCAUUGUCCUAAUGACUUUUGUGAUUCUAAAUCUCUUCGUUUCAGUUAUUCUUGUAUCGUUUAACAUGAAGCAAAUAAACCAUAAGCCUUCUGAAGAUGAAGAGAUUGUUGACCUCCUUCUGACCAAACUCUGCAAUUUAUUUGGCUUCAAAUAUCAAAAUGGAAAAGACCCCACGGAUCCUGAUGAUGAGAGGAGCAGCAACCUGACAAUUAAUAAAAACAAGGAUACUCUUAUCAACUCCUGAGCUGAUGCCAGCAUUUAUUAAAGGUGUGACAACUAAAAAAAACAUGAAUAUAUUUUAAUUUGAAUAGUUUUCAAUUUAAGGCAAUUGUGCAAUGAUAUGCAUGUUGUAAAAAGUAAUUUCUCUUUUGGUUUUAAUUUUUUGUUUAUUUUGAAUGAGUCAUUUUUUUGGUUUUAGGCAUAUGUUUUAAUAUAUAUAUGUAUAGAUAGAUUUGACACUGAGUAUGCUAUCUUAUUAGCCUAUUGUCUUUAACAUUUUGUCUUUUCUGCUUCUUGACUGUUUUGUAGAGUUUUAUGUAAUUCAUUGGGUUUUUGCUAUAAAAUAGCAACAACUGGAUAGUCUUUUGAAAAGUGUUUGAUAAAGUCUGAACCGGUUGUUAAUAAUACUGCUGCCAUUUCCCCCACACUGAAGCCUGAAUACAUUUUAAAUGACAUCUCAGUCUAUAAACAAUGUUUUAGCCAGUAUAGCAGCUGCUUUGUGUCAAGCUCGAAUGACCUUAUCUCUGUUAGUUUUCCAUCUAUUGUGUUGAAUUUAGAAUUAUUCCUUCAUCUCAUAGUAAUUACUGUUUUUGUUGUUUUUGGAAGAACAUCCAGGAACUUGUGCAUUAAAUCAAACUUUCUUGCAUCUUUCUUGCCGUUUUUCUGUGCAAAUAAAGACGAAAAUCUUA